UAGUUAAAAAGACAAUCGGAGCCUUUGACCAAUUAAAACUUCCAGUUUCCACACGCCAGAAACAAAAAAAUUUCAAAAGCCAACCCAUUUCUGAUUUUCCAUUUGAUCUGUUCAACUCAAGUUUACUCCUAAAUUUUCUCAAGGAAAACUCCCAAAAAUGCAUGAUUUUUGCUUCACAAUCCCUUAUGGAUUAAUUCUUGUGGCUGGCGGAGUUAUUGGGUAUUGGAGGAAAGGAAGCACAGCAUCACUUGCUGGGGGUGUUGGCACUGGGUUAGUUCUCCUUCUUGCUGGAUAUUUGAGCCUUAAAGCUUUUGAGAAGAAAAAGAACUCUUAUUUUGCUUUGGUUCUGGAGACUGUUACUGCUGCUGUGCUGACAUGGAUCAUGGGACAACGUUAUUACCAAACAUCUAAAGUUAUGCCGGCUGGAAUCGUUGCCGGAAUCAGUGCUCUUAUGACCGGGUUUUACUUGUACAAGAUCGCUACUGGCGGCAAUCAUUUCCCAGCCAAGACUGAAUGAUGAACACUGGUAAAAGUUAAAAUAUAGCCUGUCUUGUAUACCAAAGAACCUCGGUUUAUUCUUUUACCAAAGUUAUGCUGUUCUGUAAGAAAUAUUCUGCUUUUGAAGUUAGUGGAGUGAAUGGCUCACUUAAUUUUCCAAUGAGAUCAGGUUUGAAUGGAGUAGUUUGAUACAAA
Messenger RNA from Gossypium arboreum, 693 nucleotides. Its product is annotated as protein FATTY ACID EXPORT 6. The transcript has 3 exons. The coding region runs from base 158 to 517 and encodes 119 amino acids. Gene Ontology annotation, cellular component: membrane. The record is from RefSeq and is a predicted model, not a curated record. NCBI's taxonomy places the organism in Eukaryota, Viridiplantae, Streptophyta, Magnoliopsida, Malvales, Malvaceae.